UUUGAUGUCUGACGUUUGGAAAUUUGACGGCGGUGUUAUUGCAAAAAUGUAAUGCACAGUGAAUAAUUUAUUCGCUUCGUUUAUUCUGCACAAAAGAAUAUCACGUACAGGCGGAAUGUGCGAUGCGACAUUUGGUCUAGGUUUCUUUAGCAAUAAUUUAUUUUUAGCACAACAAGAAUUUCUCGAGACUAGAAGCUCCGCUCUUCUCGUCGGUUAUAUUAUUUUUCAAGCAUAUAAACACAGGUGUAGCAGCACGCAAUAUCCUGCUAAAUAUUUUAAUCGCUAUGUUACGCGAUUAUAAGAGCAAGUAGUGAACAACGUGUGUCGACUUGUAGUAUUAAGAUCAAUCGGUAGCCUUAAAUAUAAUGCUCGCAGAAAUAGGCACAGAAGGCUAUCAGCCAAUGACAAGUUUCACUGGAGAGAAUUUGUUUAAGCUGCAAUGUUUGAUCAAGGCUACAGAAAUACGACAUAGCGCUCAAUGCGAACAUGGAAACAAAUUGUUUUUGGCAUUUACGACCGGGAAUGCAGAAAUUUUUUUUUACUACAUAAAAGACUCUACGUGUGCACCGAUCAUUAAAAGAAUCCCUUGGUUCCAAGGAAAUCAUAAACAAAUCUCAGCUUUAUGCUUUCAUUCGACCGGAUCAUGGUUACUCGCUACAAGCAUAGAUGGAUCGGUAUACAUUAUUCCUGCUUUGUGCUUGGUAGAUGAAAAUUGGGAGGUAGACCAAAGAUGGACCUGCAACGAUAUAACAUGUUUCCCUUCUAGUAAUUUGCAGUCCUCUCAUUCAAAACCCACUGCCAUAAUAUGGUGGCAAAAUACAACAACGUCGUCUGAAGUUGGUAUUAUUGGAACUGAAUAUGGGGAGAUCAUAUUUAUAAAUCUUGAGAGUGGUCAUCAAACAAUCGUGGCACGUAUCAAUGGAAAUAUUGCCAGUUUGCAUAUUUGUUGCAACGAGAGUAAUAACAGUAUCUCUUUGUUAAUAACAAGUCAAUCAAAGCAGCAGUGGAGAAUGCUUUUAGUGCAGCACACCUACAGUUGUUUGCAUCAUUUGGAAAAUGGAGAAGCCUAUAACAAUUCGUUGCAUACGAGCGAUAACAUCUACGAUAAUACAAAAACAUUUGCUUCUACUAGAUCCAGAUUGCAAGGGCUCAAACAGCUGUCUGAGGAGAAACUUGCUAUACUUAGACAAAAGUUAAUCGAAACAAAAAGUCAGACUUUAAGUGAAAAUUUGAAAUGUAAUGAUAUCACGGGUAAUCGAAAUACUCGCAUAGCAACAGUUAAUUUAGACUUGUCCAUGGAAGUGAAUCAGAAUCAAGUAACACCCGAACCAAUAUCAAAAGACACUUUUCUCGUUUCACAGUCUGAUAGAAAAGGUCAACAAUUGUAUACGUGUUACCAUUCUAUUACAAGUCAUAUAACAGUACAUGGACCUGAUUUUUCUACUAUACCUUUAUCGGUGCAUAAAUUGUUCGAAUCUUGUAGAAAUGUUUUAUUAACCGAACGUUUUUUUUUUAUCACCGACGCUAGUCAGCGUGUAAUAUAUAUAAUAUCAGACAGAUUAUCCGAAACUCGUACAAAUGAUAAUUGUAAAUUUAAUCCAGAGAGUGUCGUCGGACACUUUUCUCUAGCGAAUAGUAAAGAAGUGAUACGCGCUGUGUACAGAGCUAUUGAUUUUACAAAUAAUGCACCAACGGUACUUUCUCAAGAUAUUAAAAAGAAAUACACAUUACCAAAGGGAAUAAAAGAUAUCGAAGUUGAAUUGCCACCUGUGGAUACUUGUAUAAUUGUUACAAAUCAUUCAGUGUAUAAAGUUGUUCUGAGAAAGUCGGUGUUAUCAAUUUUUAUGGAAUUAGUACUAAAAGAUAACGAACCCGAAAAAGCGAUAAAAUUGGCUAUAGUAUUUGGCAUAAAUGCACAGCAGUUGCUAGAACAAGCCAGCGACAUACUUUUGUCAAAUAAACAAUUUUCACGCGCGGUGACUUGUUAUAAACUAUCCGAAUGUAGAGUAUUGAAGAGCGUGUUAAAAUAUGCAUCUGCUGGGUAUACAGCGAACGUGUUGAGAUGCCUCACGCAAUUUUUAGUAUUUCCAGAAAUUGGUAAGCUGCCUGUCACAACAAGAAUUCAUCUUUCUAAUUUAUGUGUACUCGCGUUUAUUGAAAUAACGCUUAGAGUACCGCCUCAAAAAUCUAGGAUUACUUAUAAAGAGUUUUUAUAUUUCCUAUCUACAAAUUCUUUUUACGACGAAUUAUUAGCAAUUAAUAUUGCUGGGCAAACGUGUCUAUGGGAAGUUUUACAUCAUUUAGCUACACAAAAAUGUCUUUAUGGACAAAUGUUGGAUGUGCUCAUGAAGACAAUACAUUCUUUCAGCACAAACAAUUUCCAUCCAACAUCAUACGGUUUGUUAAUAUGUAUAAGCGAACCAAGUUUGAUACAAGCAAUGUUAGUAAAUCCUGAGUUAGCUAGAAGACAUAUAUCAUUUAUUCUCGAUAAUCUUCAAGACUCUCAAAUUUUUGUACUUCAGAGAUUAGUAACACUGUAUGAUCCAACAAAUCCAGUGAUAAGACCUAGGAUAGUACAAUGCAGACUGCGCCAUAGAUCUACUUCACAUAGUUCUCAAUCUAGUCAAUGUGAUUCUUUAGAUCUCUUAGAAAAUGAGGAUGGUGACGCAUUAGUGGAAGAAAUUAUAGAAACUUUUUUAUUAAUUUUACUGACUUUGAUUUAUAAGAAAUCUAUUUUAGAGCAAGAACCUUCUACUACAUGUAACGUUGAAUUAUUAGGAUUUAAGAAGAGUCAUAACAAUACCAGUUCUAUUGUCCAUUUCAAAAGAAGGCCAUUAUGUGCCGGAUUUUAUCAUGUUGUUCUUAUCAGAAACGGAAACGUUUAUACAUGGGGGAGUUCUGUGCAAGGAUGUCUAGGAACUGGUCCAUCUCUAUUGUGGUAUGACACGGCUCAAUCGAUAUCGUUCUUUUGGAUGAUGGAGCUCGAAGUCGUCAGCGUAUCGUGCGGACAUUGUCACGCUUUGGCAGUGACCAGUAAUGGCGUUUAUGUCUGGGGGUCGAAUCAGUUCGGCCAGUUAGGUCUGGGCAAGAUUUUACAAUGUUCGAGCCCCGAAUUAAUCAUAUCUUUGGCUCAAGAAAUUAUUGUAGACGUGGUAGCCGGACAAUAUCAUUCUGUCGCAUUGACUUCCGAUGGGAGAGUCUUUACAUGGGGUUGGGGCGUCCAUGGUCAAUUGGGCCAUGGUAAUACUGACAAAAAGAACACUCCCACGCUAGUUACGUCGUUACUCGGUACAUUUAUACGUUCCAUCAGCGCCGGCCAUGCACACACUUUAGCUCUUUCUACGGAGGGUAUCGUGUAUGCGUUUGGUUGCAACGUUUUCGGGCAAUUGGGUAUAGGGAGCAACGUUAAGAGUUCUGUGCCAAUGAAAGUAUUGUUACCGGAGAAAAUAUCUCUCAUCGCAACUGGAUACUUCCACAAUCUUGCCGUUAGUUACACUAACAAAUUAUAUACGUGGGGAGCUAGCCCACAGGUUCUUCGAUGGCAAGCACAAGCGCAAAAGAGGAAUCGAAUAUGGGAACAGCGAGCCGCCAUUGCGAAGCAGUUCGAAACUAUCGACGAGUUUGAGAAGGUUAUGGACCAAGCGGGCACGAACGAAAUGGGCGAAGAGGCGAUAGAAAAUAAUGCACAAAAUACAAAUGCACAACCGAAGUCGGUAGCCAACGAGGACACGAGAAGAAAACAAUUACAUAUGUGUUUGAAGAACGUCGAUAUCAUACCGCUCGAGGAGAAUCAAGCACAUUUGAAACCGUCCCUGGUGGAUACGAGUUUGGUGGAAGGAAAUAUAGUGCAGAUAUCGACUGGCUGCCAUCACAAUGCACUUGUGACGAAUCACGGGUCGCUUUAUACAUGGGGACGGAAUUUGCAUGGUCAGAUAGGCAAUGGUAGCAAACACGAGGUACGAAUUCCCACGCCAUUGUGUUACAAUCCUACUUCUAUCUUCGCACAAGUACCCCCACGGCACAACGCCUAUCGAGGGGACGAUGAACAAGAAUUAGAUGCCGAAGGAAUUCACUCUGCCGCGAACAAUAGAAACGGGAACUUAAACGGCGAGUCAAAAUCAUGGCAGACGGAAAGCAACGAGUCUAAGGAUAAAAUAAAUUCAGUAAUUAAAAUCGUCUAUGUUUCUUGCGGAUAUGAUUACACGGUUGCCAUCCAUUCAGGAGGUACGGUUUUAGCUUGGGGCAACAAUAAAAGAGCACAGCUGGGCCGCCUUCCUCCGAAAGAUGCACGCGACUCCGAGGACAAGUUUGUGUUAUUUAAAAAGAGAGUAGCGCGUAUUCCAAAUUUAAUGAAUCACGUAGCUUUGGACGUGCCUAGUCAAGUCCCCAACCUUCCUGCUCCUGUUAUUUCUUAUCUGAGUUACGACGUGCCGCCGCUAGCGGGCGCCAUUUGUCCAUUAAGCGUUAUUGAGAAAACACCCGGUGAAUUGACUUUAAAUUAUGCGCUCGAAUAUUUCUACGGCUUGUACGAUACUUCAAGAAUUAUGAAGAAGUGUAUCGAGUUGGAAAAUUAUCAAGCUUGCUCAAAAAUAGCUAUGGUGCAGCAUAAUAUUUCUGACGCUUUCGCCUAUCAGUUGAAAAUAUUGCACACGCUGAGCCUUCGGUUUCGCGCGAAAAUAAAAUCGUCUGAAAGUUUGUGCAAAAAGUUGGACAAAAAGAUCGCAGAGAAUUCGGAUGUAAAAAAGAUGACCUGGUCAACACGACACGUGAAGAACAAUACCGAGCUGUUCAACAAACAAGUAGAGAAGAAUCUGAUCGAUUCCGUGGAGGAUUGUGCCGUUAAAAAUAAGAUGAAAAUUCCGGCAAGCAGAUCGUUGAACAGUCUGCAAUUAUUGCAAGAAGAGCUGUACACGUUUGACUGUCAGGGCGGCUCGGAGGAAUUGUGCAAAGAUAUGAAAUGCGAGAAUGCGCCUUUGGAUGCUUUCGAGGACACUUUCGAUUCUGAUAUUAGCUCCGAUUUGGAGGAAUGGAUGGAAAACAUUAUAUUCAAAGAUAACCAGCUUCAAAAGCAAGAGAAAGCAGCUGGAUCUGGCGAGGCCCAUUCGGUAACUGCCGCGAAGAAGGAAGUAGCGGAUCAGGAUCGUAAUGCAACAUUUUACGAAAAGAAAGUGUCGCAUUCCCGGCAAGAUAACGUAAUCAGCGAAGUUAUAAAAGUGAUCAAGUUUUUCUUAAGUGAAAUGGAAAACGAAACGGAUAUGGUCAAGUGUAAAAUAUUACAGGAUGCUCUGGACUUCUGGAUCGAACACAAUUUCCCAAUACAGAGUAUAGAGAAUCUGUUUUUAGAACAUAUCCAAUUAAUUUUUUAUCCGCUUGGAUUGUUGCUGUUCUGCCAAGAAAUAAUGGAAAAGUACUUGGAUACAAACAAGAAUGAUACGGAAGUGAAGAGUUUCGCUGUAAUUAACUUUUUCUCUACUAAAUUUUCUCUUCAAGUCUGUUCUAUGUUACUGCAGCAUAUCGGCCAAGGCCAACCUACACCUGAAUUUGUUAAACUACUGUCUUUUUUGACGGCCGAAUAUUAUGGGCCACCACUCACUGGCUACCCAGGCACAAGUGAAAAUAAUACCUCAAAACAAAUGAUAGAUGGCAUUAUGAGCACAGUGUCGUUCGAGACUCCGGAUUCCAGGUCAUUUGUACACAUCAAGGAUCCGGAUUCGGUCUAUCGAUUCCUCGCGGCUGAAGAAGAUACGGUAGUAUUUACGUGUGGACACCAUUAUCCAUUGACCAUGUAUAAAACAGAAGUGAUUCCAACAAUGCAAACGGAAUUAUUAACAUCCGACUCAUUGGUUCUUCCAUGUACAGCUCAGUACUUAGAGAAAAUGUUAGCUGAAACGACUAAACCAGAAAUACUGUGCCCCUCGUGCAUACCACGAGCACUGGGAAUGUUGGUGAAGAAGAGCAAUGGGUGAUAAGUAUGUACCUGAGAUUUUAUUUAAAAAAAAAUAAUUGAUAUAUAGCCUUUUCACAAAAACCUCGAUUGACUCAACUUAUAUACGCGAAAGGAACUUUUAAAUUGAUUGUAAGGGACUACUAAAAACACAGAAAUUUAGCAUCAAUUGAUCAAUGUAAUUUGUCCCCGAAAAGCAUUUCAAAAUGACGUACGAUAUUAAAGCUCUCUGUAUCGUUUAAACAAUACUUUUUUAAGUUAUCUAUAUUUAUAGAGAACUUUUCAUAGGCGAAAUAAAUUUAUCGACUGCGUUAUUAAACGGGAAGAACUGUAUACUGUAUUAAUUUUGUUAUUACUUGCGAUUCGUCGUGUCUUAUUAAAUAUUUGAAGAAUUACUUCGUUACGCACAUUGAAAUUUAAUGUCAUUUUUAUCUCUUUCUUUCUCUUCUCUUUAUAUAUGAAGUAGCAUACUCGUCUGUCUGAACUUUAUAAGCUCAAGAACUAGUGAACUAAUUUCAAUGCAGUUUUCGCCAGCAGAUUAGGCAUUUAUUACUUGGGCUAAAGCGGGUAACAAUACUAGUUAGUGUGUAAAAAAACGUAGCUAAGUUAGCGGCAGGAAGUACUAUAUUUUAAAAGUAAUAAAUGUUCAUGAUUCAAAUACAACGAUAAAAAUUGAAAAAUUACAAAAUAACGAUCCCUUUCUUUUAUAGUUUUUUUUAUCAGAAAUCAUUGAUUCUGCAUUAUGGAAACAAGUUUAAAAUAAUGCAUUAACACCGGUGUGACUGGAACAAAAAUAUGUUUGCCAUAAGAAAUUUUUUACUGUUUUUAAACUUUGUUGUCAAUUAUCUCGAAUAAUCUAACAGCACAAUGAGCGAUAUUUGUGCUUUAAUAAUGUCAAUCGAUUGCUUUACAUUUUGCUUGUAGCUUGUAAUAGUUUUAUAAAUCGUAUUGUUUUACGACGUAUAAAAAAUUUUAAAUAAAAGAUCAAGGUAUCGAAUCGUAAUAUAUAAAAACGGCUAUAAAAAAUAAAUACGUUAUCCGUGUAUGGAAUUUAUGAAUGUAUUUGUUAACCAAACAUAUUAAUUACUCUAAAGAUACAGUAUACAAUUGUACAGUAGUUGUUAUACCGAUAUUGUAAAAUAGGGAAUGAAUGUAAUUAUUGUCUGUAAUUGCAAUUAUACAAAAUUGGUGCAAAUUACUAACGACUGACGACAAAUAUAUUGAUCUAGUCUUCAAAGUAUAUGCCAGAAUUAUACAUACUAUAUUAGUAGACGAUCUCGUCGAGGAUCGGAACGAAAUGUCUCGAUUAUAUAAAUACAUACGUAUUAUUGUGAUUAUUCGUGGACUUGCGUUUAAUUUUAAUUAGAACAUUGGUGUGUCGAUACAGUAGGUAAAUAGAGUCGAAUUUACAUAUAGAAUCGUAGGCAUACUCGUUGUUUUUUAAUAGGAAAACCGUAUGAAAAUGAAACACCGGAAAUAGGAGUAGAAGUCUAUAGUCUACAUCACAGAACUUCAUUAGUCUGAUCCGAGGAAUUAACGAACGUCAGUAGGUUUUUUGAAAUUAAUCGACGCAAGUAAUGGAAUUAAAUUGUACAAAAUAUAUGUAAUUGCCGUUAGCGAAACUGUAUGAUUGUUACGAACUAAACGAAGGUGGGACAAAUGAAAUGAAGAAGUAUUUACUUUUUGCACGAAGUAGUUUACAUUAUAGACAGAAACGAUUAAAAUUUAUGUUAUUUAUUUUAAACAAAAUUAUCAGUACGAUAUGCAUGUUUUCUUUACGACAAUUGAACAAUUCUGAAGAAGGGAACAACCACUUGUGCAAUAUUUUAGAUAGAAAUCACGUCGACUAGGAUCCAGUUCUUGUUGUAAAAAUCACUUUUAUUAUUUACUCUUUUUAAAUUGUAUAAUAUACAGCGUGUUCGGCCAACCCUGGGAAAAAUUUUAAUGGGAGACUCUAGAGCCCAAAAUAAGACGAAAAUCAAGAAUACCAAUUUGUUGA
Molecule: messenger RNA, 7943 nt
Organism: Colletes gigas
Lineage: Eukaryota; Metazoa; Arthropoda; Insecta; Hymenoptera; Colletidae
Gene: ca
Exons: 20
Coding region: 366-5966 (1866 amino acids)
Molecular function (GO): protein binding
Source: RefSeq, a predicted model, not a curated record